AUGCAGACACAUGCUGCCACAGGAGGCUCUGAAGCAGCUGGGAGCGGUGACUUUAGUGAAAUCUGCAUUGAUCAGAUGCCUGAAGAGAAGUGCCAGAUGCCCGAGGCCCCAAAGGCGGCCAAAGUGAGGUUUCAAGACGGAGAGCCAGCAAGAGAGGAAGAAAGUGAAGAUGAGCAAGAGGAGGUGUCCAAAUUGCGGACAUCGGAUAGGUCGGGCACCAGAACCGCUAGUAUGAUGACGAACAAGAGGGCUAGUCUGAUGUCCAGUAGUGCGAUGACGAAGGCGCAAAGCUUUAUCCAUGAAGCGAAGAGAAGAGCAUCCACGGUGUCUCAAGGUGCGGAAAAGGCAACUCAACUCAUGGAUGAUUUAGACAAAAGAGGAUUGAGCUGCUUCCAGCACUUGGGCUUAGCUUUGCUGGGCGGGCUGGGUCAAACGAAGCGAUCCCUUGCUGGUGCCACAAAGUCUUCCGACGAGGAUUCCUGUUCCACCUUUUUCGUCUAUCUGGUGGUCAUCGUCGGUGGCCAUUUGUUCGUGAUCCUCCUCCCAAUAGCCUUGAUCGCCUUUGGAUUGGCCUUUGUGGUGGCCGAAGGACCUACUAUACAAGACAUCGAUGAAAUUGUCAGGGUUCCAGGGAAGCAGCCGUAUUGGAUGGUCCUGAUUACCAGUAUCAUUGCAGCAGCGUCGACGAAUGCAAUCUUGGGGCCGCCCCGGCUACGGAGCAGCCGCAAAUGGUGGAAAAGCUUUGCCAAAGUAGGCAAACAGGUGCUGCUUCUUUACCUUCUGGGCCGCACGAUCUACACCUGGUUCCAAGAAACAGGAGAGUUUCUGGAGAUUGCAAGGAAACAGCUUUCGGCAGGCUUUGGUUUCCCAUCACUCUUGCGCACAGGCAUGCUGGCAAUGGUGCAAUAUUCCUCUAGCUCACAGUGGGGUAGGUACGUUGAUCAGCUUGCUUUACUUCUGGUCUUCAAUGACUACCUGAACUUCAAAGCUGCUCAUCAGCCAGACUUUUGCGAUAAGUGGAGCGAAUUCAUGGAGGCUGUGCAGAAAGACGACGAUGAGGAUGACGAUGACAAAGGCCCCCUGUGGCGUGCGAUGAUGAUCCCCAGGCCUUUCAGCGAUGAAGAAGACAUCCACAAGGCCUUUGCCCCUUCGAUGCUGGCACCCAAGCGCUUAGUCGCGUUGAUACGAAGAGCCUCCAAGAGCAAUGGCCCCAUUUGGGCCAUCUACAUGGUGGUACUUCUUGCACGGUGUUGGAGCUUUGGAUGGCUAGUGGGCCUGGUGUACUUCCCGCUGUUUUCGAUCAUUUAUUGCUGGGUGAUCGCCAUCAUUCUGUUUAUCAUGAUCGCCUUGCGCUGGCUGAUUGUGGAGCCAUCAAUGCGGUUGCUGAUCUACCGGAGAGGUAAAGGCGAUUCGGAUACCCACGGAGCCGCCGGUGACGCUGGCAAAGACUUAAGCAAAGACGAAGAUGCUGCUGAUGGUGCAGGGCCAGGCAGCCCGAACCUGCGGAAGUCAACCGUGUCCGGCAGCAGCUACUCAGUGACCUCAACGCCUUCCAACACCACGGUGGGAACAGCCGGUUCCAUCUCGGUGAAUGGCCACACGAUUGAGAAAUACCCGGAGCCUGAAGAAGGCGCCAAGGAGGAGAAGUUGAAGAUCGUGGCCAGUGCGAUGGCGUCGACGGGUUUUCUUCCCGGCAACUUUGACCGUGCAGUCCCCUUUCUGCUGCACACCACCUGGUACUCCGAAACGUGGGCCGGUUCCUUGCGCAAGAACUACAACCGCGAGAUGCACGUACUGGGCGUCACUGGAAUCACCCGGGACGGAUGGUGCUACAUCGUGAUCUAUGCAGCAGUAGGCAAGGUGAUGGUGGAUUUCAUGGUUGUUGCCAUGUCACGGUUGCUGGCAGGCGCAGGGUAUUUGGACUCUCUGGUGUUGACCAUCACAGAUCGGAGCUGGGAGAGCUUUCUGGAGCAGUUUGAGUACAUGGACACGUACUUCAACCAGGUACUUGCUUGGGUUCAGACGAUUUGGUGA
Molecule: messenger RNA, 2034 nt
Organism: Durusdinium trenchii
Lineage: Eukaryota; Dinophyceae; Suessiales; Symbiodiniaceae
Source: the annotation of a GenBank genome assembly